Anthostomella pinea is the source of this 1851-nucleotide messenger RNA. The record is from the annotation of a GenBank genome assembly. Lineage: Eukaryota; Fungi; Ascomycota; Sordariomycetes; Xylariales; Xylariaceae.
AUGUCGACCCCAAAGUCCACCCCCGGCGGCCAUGUCGACGGAGCCGCCACCGCCGCCGCAAACGACCCUCCUCCCACCUACGCGCCCCCGACGUACGCCACCUUCUCGCCCGCGCACCUCUCGACCGCUGCCUCGGCCGCGAAACGGAGGUCCACCAUCUUGGUGCAUCACAAGUCCCCCUUGCUGCUUGCGACCCCGCCACAGAUCACACGCGCCCUUGCCUACAGCCACCCCUUUCUCCUGCCGCUGAACCGCUUGGUCGGACUGCUGAGCUGGACCACGGGGGAUCCAUGGGAGAGCUUUCUGCUGCUGGUCGCCUUCUGGGCUGUUGUGCAGUAUGGCGACGUCGUCCUGCGCCUCGCCGGGCCCAUCGUCGUGGUCAUGGGUAUCAUAAGUGGCAUGUACGGUCGAAGAUACAGUCCGCUGUCUAGUAGCGGUUGGGCCGAGCAUCCGAGUGUCGCCAACAACAAGGAAAAGAGCAAGACCACCACGGGGUCGGCCGCCGCGAAUUCCGGCCCGGCACACAAGCGCAUGGCGAGCGAGGUCACCAGUACGAGACACCAGAAGACCCUGGACGAGAUUGUCGAGACCGUCAAAGUCUUCACCACACGCUGCAACAUCCUGCUUGAGCCUCUUCUUGCCAUGACCGACUUUCUGUCCACCCAGCGAACCGCCACCAGUGCCACCACGCGGCCAGCCCUGACUACCCUGUUCGUACGAAUACUCGCCGUGACGCCCAUAUGGGUCGCCCUGACUUUGCCACCUUUGCGUAUCAUCACGACGAAGAGGGUGGUGCUCGUUUUUGGGACAUUGGUGCUUACGUGGCAUUCGAGGGUCUGCCGUGUUUCGAGGACUUUGUUGUGGCGGAGCGCCAUUAUGAGGAAAAUAACAAGAUGGGUGACGGGACUACAAUUCGAAAGGCCAGAAAAGUCGAAAGCUGGGGUCACCAACGAGGACCAACCCACCACCGAGGCGCGGAAGCCCAAACAGGCGCACCAGGCAGCCAAGGUAUCAUCAUCUGCUCUGACCGAGGCGCUCCAGCGCAGUCGCUCCGGCACCAAUGAUUCAGGGGUUCGCUUCACCUUCAUCUUGUAUGAAAACCAGAGGCGGUGGCUUGGCUUGGGGUGGACCACCAGCCUGUUUGCCUAUGAACGUGCGGCCUGGACGGACGAGCAAAAUAACCCUGUGCCACCGAAAGAUGGCUUCGAGCUGCCCGAGGUUGAAGAUGGUCCUGCUAAAUGGAGGUGGGUCGAGGGAAGCAGGUGGCGUGUCGACGGCGUGCCGGACCUGGAAGAUGGCGACUAUGACACCGACGCGGGCAAGAUGGGGUGGAUCUUUUAUGACAACAAGUGGCAAAAUGGCCGCAGGGGUAGUGACGGAUGGGGACGUUACACACGAAGACGGAAGUGGUAUCGUGAUGCCGAGCUCGUCGAGGCGCCGACCGAGCCCCCUUCUCCUACGCCACCGGAGUUACCUGCAAGACCUCGGCCAGUCCCACCAUCCGCCCCCGAGAAGGUGGACUCCUCUGCAGUGUCGACGUCUUACCCUGAUACAUCAACCUCGGACCCCGAAAAGGACAGGGACAGGGACAAACCAAAGAGCGAAGAUGAUGACGUUUCAAUGCUUAGUACCUCGUCUAAAUCGGCUCGGUUUAGAUUCCCGGGUCCCUCAUUACGUCGGCGCACAACAGGCAACUCCCAUCGUACUAGACGGACGAGCGAGGCGGCUAGCCUGCGGUCGAAUGACGAUGAGAGCACUUUGACGCCUGCGUUGGAGCUCGAAAUUCAGGGGUAUCAAAAGGGGCAGGAUCAGUGGGGGAUCGGCGAUGAGCUUCAGAUGGGACUCGAAUGA